Zingiber officinale is the source of this 1226-nucleotide messenger RNA. Its product is annotated as transcription factor BEE 1-like. The record is from RefSeq and is a predicted model, not a curated record. Gene Ontology annotation, biological process: regulation of DNA-templated transcription. Gene Ontology annotation, molecular function: protein dimerization activity; DNA-binding transcription factor activity. The transcript is spliced from 6 exons. NCBI's taxonomy places the organism in Eukaryota, Viridiplantae, Streptophyta, Magnoliopsida, Zingiberales, Zingiberaceae. Gene Ontology annotation, cellular component: nucleus. The coding region runs from base 69 to 896 and encodes 275 amino acids.
AGACCUUUAAAGGGGCCAGCUUCUCCUCUACCUCCAUUGCUUCUCACACUUUAUUCGGUUCCUAUUACAUGUCCUGUUCCACUUCCAUGGGAGAGUCUCUCGAGGAAUUCGACUACCUUAGGCAUUCCUUUCCUUUCAUGGAAUUGGAACAAGAUUUUGAGCUGACGAGCCAACUUUCUGAGUUCGAUGGCGCUGUAAUAGAGAAUCAGUGCAUAGGGUCGACGGAUUGCUCGAAUAAUUACUACUUGCCCCAUCAGGAGUUUGCAAUGCCAAUUAUCAAGAACUUCUCAAGCUUCUUGCCGCCCGUAGAAUGUCAACAGCCUAUUUUAAAGCAGCAGCCUGUCUUAGGUUCAAUUGGAGAGCACAUCCAUGAAGAAAGGAAAAGGAAGACAAUGGCGGCACCAUAUAGUAAUUCUGAGCUUGGUUCAGAGCUUUUCUCAGAGGCUGGAUUGACAGAAAUCAAGACUAAGAAGAUGAAUGGCUCAGGGAGUGGGAAGAGUCACAAAUGCAAUUCAAACGAAAAGAACAACCAAAAAGAGGUGGUUCAUGUAAGGGCAAGAAGAGGCCAAGCCUCUGACAACCAUAGCCUAGCUGAGAGGGAGAGAAGAAAGAAGAUAAAUGAAAGAAUGAGGUGUUUACAAGAUCAUGUUCCAGGAUGUAACAAGAUGAUGGGCACGGCAAGGAUUCUGGAUGAGAUAAUCAGUUAUGUGCAAUCACUGCAGAACCAAGUUGAGUUUCUCUCAAUGGAACUCUCGGCCGCUAGCUAUUUUCAUGACUACAGACUAGGCGCCGGAUCUCCUUCAAAGGUACAGGUAGGUAAAGCAGAUGGGGAACAAGAACAAAGACUGAAGGGGGUCGUGGAGGGGCAUGGGGAUUGCACUAGCUUCCACCCAUGAGUGUCCUUUUGACUCUUUUGGUCUCUUGGCUUUACCAUGUCCGUGACCACAUACAUCGCCCCUAAUCCAGCCCGGGAGAUGUCUGUCCCCCACAGCCCAUGCAUGGCACAGAACGGGGGCACAUGAGCUACAUACUUUUGUGUGCUCAAGUGUGGGCCUUUGAACAAACUCAAACCGAACUGUUCUUAUCUCUUUGUUUUGUAUCUUGUUCAGUUACCCUUUUCACUUGUUCAUCAUGUAUUCAGUAUCUCUCGCUACCAUUACCCUAAUAAUAUUUUAGACUGUUAAACUCUGUUGUAUAGUCGAUAAUCAAGAAGCUAGUUCAUCUCA